AUGAAUCAACAAUUGAUCUUACUGCUCGCGACAAUCCCUUUGAUUGCAUGCGGAGAUGCGCCACCCAGAACAACAAGUGCUAAGGGAACAUUGCUUUGCGGUGAGAAGCCAUAUGAGGAUGCUCGAGUGCGACUGUAUCGAAUGAAUUCUGAGGACAACAAAGAAAUUCUGGACUAUAAGGUGACCAGUUCGUCGGGAAUGUUCCAAGUGGAUGGCAAUACCCAAGGACGACCCAAAAACGAGUCAAUUAUGACACCAUUCGUUCGAAUCUAUCAUAAAUGUGAUGAAAAUCCACAGAAAGAUGCAAGUUUCUGUUCAAAUUCACCUUUGAAUCGAUUCCUUUUCAUUCGCGGAUUCCGACGUUUCCAGAUGCAGAUUCCGGCAGAAUUUGUGUUCAACGGUCGACUCGCAAAACAAGCGUUUAACCUUGGCUCUAUGAAUCUACAACUGAUCUUCCCUGGCGAGACAAUGGAGAAACACUUCCAGGAAUAG
Anisakis simplex (herring worm) is the source of this 492-nucleotide messenger RNA. The record is from the annotation of a GenBank genome assembly. NCBI's taxonomy places the organism in Eukaryota, Metazoa, Nematoda, Chromadorea, Rhabditida, Anisakidae.